AUGCGGGCAGACAGGGUACAGUGUGUAGUACAGUGCAGUGUGUAGUGGUGAUGAUACUUUGCUGAGAGGAGCGGUCCAGUCUAGACGGAGGCGAUAGACAUCUCAUUAGGGCUCUCACUUGCUCUCCCUCCUCUACAGCACCUGCCGGCUAGCAGCCUGUCCUUAAUCUUAGGGGCCAGAAUUGAGGAAAGGAAAAGAAGGAAAAAAGACAAUAGAGGAGAAGAAAAGGUGGGUGAGAGGAAAAGGUGAGAUAUGAGGGGGAGGAGGGAAAUCAGAGUAGAGAAGAGGGAGUAGCAAAUGAAACAAGAAUGAAAGAAGGAAGAAGCAAAGGAGGGAAAGUUAGACAAUGAUGAUAGCAAUAAUAGUCUUGAUCCUCUAGGAGGCCCACUCCCAGAGGCUUCCUCUCUGGCUUUCUCUCCCACCCUCUCUCUGUCUCUCCUUUAGUCCCUUUGCCGCCCUCCCUCCUAUCUCCCCUCCUGCUGCUGUUUCACUCUUAAUUAAUUUCUCACCACUCACCAGAGCCCAGAGCUGCAGCUCUCCUCAGCCGGCCUCCGAGACUGCUCUCAGAUCAGCGCAGCCUCGCAGCCACAGGAGCUCAUUUCAGCCUCUAUUUGCCUUGAAAUCAGUGCAGGAGCCGGGCCUCCACCACGACAUUGCCACAAGGUUUGAUCGGCAUUCAGAUCAGUUUCAUUUGCUUAAGACCCUCUUCGGCUAUCUGCUCUGUCAGUAAUUUAUGCCUAACAGGGGUCAGAGGAUGUGCACUUGGGUGUGAGGCAAAGUGAAGAGGCUGGAGCUCAGAUCAGAUUGUUUUCCUGCAUGACCGCAAACCACCAUGUGACUUUUAUAAACUGGGCCUGUCAUCUGGAUGCCUAUUCUGGUGCUCAUGUAGAGAAAAACAAAUUAAACCUCAGAAACAAACUCCUACAAACUUUGUCGCAGUUGAAAACAUCAAAAAUAGAGGAGGAUAAAUCUGCAUUACUGCAAUGUGAUUUUUAGUUCUGCAGUUGACCGUUAAUUUCAUCAAUAAAAAUAAGACUUUAAUGAUAUCCUGGGAGUUGAAUAAACAUUUAGGUAAAUUACAAGAUAAAGUAAAGCUAUGUCUCACCGUGAGCCAUAAUUGCAGGUUAUGGCCUGUGUGUAGUCAUGAAUGUUGAGCAGUCCAAGCUCAAGAAGAUCCUUCCUCUCAGACUGUUUGAUCUGAAUCACUUUCAAGGAUCAUGAUCUUGAGCAGCCCUCUCUUGGUCCCUCUGGACGUUCUUAGAGGCCACUGACUGUAUAUGAGAUACAGAAACGUCUGUGGUGUCCAGCGCCAGAUUAAGAGCCAUUAUCCAUCACAGUAAACAGACAAAUCUCUUGAUUUAACUUUCAUCCACUGCUCUCACUGUUCUUGGUCAAACAUUUCCUCUGCAGCAAUAACAAAACUGAUAUAAUAUUGCUCUCUUUACCUGCUUGUGCAUGCACACUGUUCUUUUUUUAAACAUAAACACUAGAAGAUCUUAUGUAAAUCAACUUAUCUGUAGGUAAAUUAACAACCGUUGAAAAUUUAAAGCUAGAAGAGAAGUUAAGUAAACUGAAGUCCACACAGUGACUGCUUGAUCCAGGCCCCAAAAACCAAUGAAACCCAGAUAAAGCCCAUAUUUACAGCAGAAAUGCAUGUUUACCUGUAACAAAAGGACCACAAAAUCUCUGCAAGUUGAUGAUUUUUCACACAACUUUUAAAAUUGAAUAAUAUAAAGGCCAAGAGCUUUGCAUAAUUAGAUGUAAAUGUGUACGGAUUGACAGGCAGGUUUAAUGUGGCUGUUUGCCCAGAGUCUGUGACCUCAACAACUCGUCUUGCUUGUUUUCAAGAUCAGUCAACAUCUUAUCUGGCCCAGAAUUCUUAAUAUGCUGACCACCAUCUUAAAGCUUUCUAAUGCCUCUUUGAGACCAACUGGUGACACUACGUUUGUAUUUAAAACAGACUAUUCCUUUUACAUUGCACCCUUGUCUGACAAACUGAAAAUAUUCAACCAGUUUUUGUUCAUGGAGAGCACAGUGGAAUUCCUUGUUGUGUACAUGUAAGCUGAUUCUGGUUGUCAACCUGAUCCUGCUCUGUGCUUUGUGGGGCCUUAUCAGAGACUGGUCGAGGGGUGGGAGGUUUGUGCAUUUAAGACAAGAGAAGUCACAGCUGAUUGUCUAGUUUUUCGAUGGAUCUGCUGUCAUGUGUGUAUUAAAUUUGGAUUGUUCUAUAACUAUAACUAUUCCAGAGUUUGUGAUUGGAGCCACACCCCUAGCAACAGUCUGCUAUUUAGGAGUGGCAGACUGUUGCUAUGACGUGGAAUGACCAAUUAGUACAAGAUAAAUUUAGAUAAUAAUGAGCCAACAGUUAAUAAAAAACAAGCUGAAAAAACAAGAUCCAGAUAAAGAGCAUAAUCAGUGUCGGCAAGUUUAAUAAAAGCCAGAUAAAAACUGCAAAUAUGUGAAAAUCUGAUAAAUAAUACAGAAUUUUGUCCCCAUAGUGCUGUGUAUGAUUUGUAUUUUGUACCAAUGGCUGCUAGGAAAAAUGCAGUUAUUUUUCCGUUUAGUCUAUUAGGACCUAAUGAACUUUGUAUCUCCUCACAUGGCAGCAUCUAAACAAACACUCAGAUACUCUGACCCUGACACACUCUCAACCCUUUGACCUUUGCCUUCUUGCCUAAUUUUCAGCCGUGAUAAUCCUUGCCCUGGGCGUACCCUCAAGUGCUCACCAGAGCUCUUUCUGCUGGCUGCCCAGAGCAUCAAGAAAAGAGGAAGGGGCCCUGACCUGAGGUUUACCACCGCCCACACACACAAACAUACAUACACACACACACACACACACACACACGCAAACACAACACCUCCAAUACUCAGGAGCACUGGGCCUCUUCCCUUAGCAGAAAUUGAGAUUCCUUUAUUUCUCUGCUUCCUAUGGCAGUAAUUGUUCAGUGAGUUAGAGGAAGGAUGGGAGGACAAAAAAAAAGAAAAAGCACAAAACUGAGCGGACAUCCUCAAGGUCGCUCCGCUCGGCUGCUGAGUGUAUAUGUGUGUGUGUGAGGCAGAGGAAAGGAGGAAGAAAAUGCAUGGAUGAGCUCAGGGCCAGAUGUGUAUUGUGACCUUCCUCAGGGGAACCAAUCACUGCUGGCCUUUAGGUUUGACCUUUAACCCCCAUGACCACCAAUUUAACUAAGAGUAAAGCCCAUGUAGCACUGCACUCUCUCUUCUCUCUCAGCGCUACAUCUCGCAGUGUUUAUCCCCCCCUUUAGAGACCGCCUGCCUUCGCUCUGCUGCUGCUCUCAUUCAGUGCACUUUAGUCACCUGAAUUUUUUUAAGGGUCUGCAGUAAUGGGAUUUUCUCGACGGCAACGUCACAAGAAACCUGGAUUACAAAGUUAUGGGGAAAGAUUAAAACAAAGCGGACAGACGUGGUCUCUUUUGAGUUUUUCUUUAAACAUACUGUCAUCGAUCUUUUCCUGACUUUACUUGAAUUUUACCAUUUUACCUAAAGCUGCUAUGAGGAGAUUUUUGAUUUUCAUAAUCAGAUGUAGCUGUCAAAAGUCAGGAGAAUGACAUUUUGAAGAAUGCCAAAAGACUACUCAAAAAUGAAGAGGACAAGAUAAGCAAAGACUGCUACAUCCACAGGGGGCGCCACAGUUGAUACAGACUGAGAAUUACUUACUUUGUGUAUUUUAAUUGAUUUAUUUAUUUUCUAAGAGUUAUUCUCAAUACGUUUUGUGUCUUGUAAAAUGUUUAUUUCUCAACCAUUGAUCUUUUACGAAUUCAUGACCAGCUUGUUUUCUUUUGCUGCCUUUGUGAAGCAUUUUGUAACUGCUCUGUGAAUUAAAGUUAUGAGUUUCAUGAAGACAGCAGCACGAUUCCUGUAACAGAAACUCUCUCUCUCUUUUUUUUUAAUCAUGAUCAUAAACUCUUUAUUUAUUUAUUUGAAGACGUGGGCAUGAUACCUGGAUUUCACCCAAUAAACAGAUUUAAAUGUAACUGUUAAUUCUCUGUUUCUAAAUAAAUCUUCAUCUGUCAUCCCUUCAACUUCCUCUCCUCUCCUCUCCUUUCCUCUCCUCUCCCUGGUUAAAUGAGCCACAGGGGAGCAUCAGACAAGCCAUAACCGAGCAGCUGGAGCAUCCAGCUGGGUUAAAAAGGAGAAAGUGAGGGGAGAGAGUGGAGUAGACUUUAGAUUCUCCUCUUGAAGACAGCAAACAGCAGAGCUUACAGGGACAGAGCCUGGUGCUUAAAGUCAAAUGUGGUCUUUAUGCGAGUAAACACUUCACAGCAUCUAACAGAAAUGUACUCUUUUCCACAGUCUGUUCUUUCCUGUCUCUUCCUUUUUCCUUCAUCUCCUCGUUUUCUGUCUUUUCUCAUCACAUGCACACUUAUAUAUCUCAGAUUUGAUCCGAUUUUUGGGGUAUGCUGUUUAUGCACAUCAUGUCAUAAACAUGGAGACAGGAAUGAAACCUUAAAAUUUAAUUUCAGGAUGACUCUGGCACAAACUUGUGUGGGAUGUAAACACCUUAUCUAUAGGCACCUGAUCACUAUCUGCUCUCUGCACAGGUGAGUGGAGCAAUGUGAUAUUUAGAAUAAUAUUAUGACAGAUGAUAUAUUGUGAAUAUAAAGAUGAUUUUCAUACUUAAGUGAAAGAAGAGUUGUGAAAAUAUGUUGGAUGAGUUUGACUUUUAACUUUCUCCUGUUUUAUAUUUCCAGUGAUGAGAUUCAGGGUAUGUGUCCACUGCCAGUGCACAACCCCACAGGACGCUUAACACCUGACAUGCUGAUCUGCAUUGACUUUGUUGGGAAAACAGGUACAGCUACAACUCCCCACUGAGCAGUUUUUGGUCUAAAAGCGAUCUCAACUCAACUCAACUCAACUUUAUUUGUUAAGCACUUUAAAACAACCACAGCUGUACAAAGUGCUGUACAUAACUAGACAAAACAACAAGAUAAAAACCAAUCAAAAAACAAUUAAAACAAUGGAUAAAAUAAAAGCAGAAUUAAAUGUAUUGUUUCAAUGCUUUUAAAAACUAAUUUAUAAACAUAGAAACAAAUAACUAAAAACAAACCAUAAAACACUAAAACAGGAGUCGAGUCUCAUGGAGGGUUAAAAGCCAAUGAAUAAAAAUGGGUUUUAAGACGACUUUUAAAAAUGUCUAAAUGUAGCCUAGACAACUGGUCUAAAAUCAGGCUACCACAGGUCUAAAAAUGAAAGUUUUUUAGACGUCUAAGUUUAGACCAAGUCUAAAUCAGGGCAAUAUCUAUACUACACUGUAUAUUGCUCAAUGGCUAUCAUAAUUAUUUUGGUUAAGUACUUGGGGAUCAGUUAUGCAACUCACAGUAACUUUUUGAAAUAAAUAGUUAUUGAAUGAUUGGUUAAAGUGCAACGUCUAAAUUCUGUCUAAGAAUAUACAGAAUCUAGACAGUUGAAAUUAUGUCUAAAGCCAGACGUCUAAUAGCCGUCUAUUGUUCAGUGGGAUCGUUGCAUCAUUAGCUCCUGUCUCUUCACCAUCCAACCCUCUUCUGUUUUUGUUUCUUGCACACAUCUUCACCCCACCUUUAGCCGAACACUUGACAAACUUGGGCAAACUUGACUGGUAAAAAGAGAGCACACAGGGAGAUAUGAUGAAAACCACACGACACAAAACCACACAAAACUGUGGUCUGUCUCACUGUAUUUCAAACAUGCCCCUGAACUGUAUUUGUGGUCAACCCAGACCUGAUCCGCCAUGUAUCAAUCAAACUCAACCAUAUUAAAACCCCGUAAUGCAAGGUCUAGCACUCUGGAUCACAGCCAGCAUGUUCAGACGCAUGAUCCCUAAAAAUAGACUUCGCUCUAACCCAAAUACAGACUCUGCCAACUCCUGUCUCAUGUUGGUUACCUAAUUUUUGAAUCAAAUUUGCUCCCGUCUCUCCAAACUUGAUGUAAAUCAUCUUAACCUGAUGCAGACAUGCCUGAAUGAGCCAAGUCUGGAUGUUUUCUCUCUCUGACACAUGAUCUACGUCGUUUUCAAUUUCCUCUUUGAUUUAUAAGAUAUCUAGGCAUCAUUGGACUCAUGCUUUUCACUUCCCUGUUAUACUAUAGGGAUUUAAUGUAUUCCUCUGUUGCCUUAAGCUGUCACUUGCAAUAAAUAAUUUUUGUCAGUCUAUAAUAAUCUGAUAAUUAGAAGAAUAUGUUAUUCAUAGGGACUAAUAGGAUCAGGGAUGGUUGAACCGAUGAAUGAGUGUCUGGCUCUGGCAGUAAAAUUAUGUAACUAUUCUCAUCAUCAUGUAGCUGAGAUGUUGACACAGAAGGUAUACUUAGAAAUAUAGCAGAGGGGGGUGCUAAUCCAGAUAAGUCAGGCUGUUCUACACAACCCCAAAAUGUGCAGCUUUAACUAUAAACUGAACUAUAAAUUUACACAUCGCUUAAGUCUUAGCAUAAUGAGAUUUGAAAUGAAUAAUAAGAUUUAAAAAACAUGCAGAGGGGCUAAUCUGGGAUUGUUAUUUUUGAUACACAUUUUUGCAACCAUUUAAUGUUUUAUGACAGGCCUACCUCACCAUCUGUGCACCAUGAAAGCCAUGAUAAAUGUGAACGUCUGACUCCAACGUGUCAUCCCGUGGGAUUUUUAUUUAUCAUCCCUGUUCUCACAUUUAGAAUAACACCAUUAACACGUUUAGGAAAUUAUAUCAGAUCAAGCUGCUGUCAGGGUUCCCCAAUGGCAUCUCGUUCAUUAUGAGCUGAAAAGGCCCAAAGUGAACCUGAAUCAGACCUCCUAUUGUGUUCACGGGGGGAUGUGGGGGAGGGAAAAGGUAAAAGAGGGGGUAGAUGGCAGGGGCCAAGCGUGAGCAAGUAGACAGGGGAUGCUCCCCAACCUCCUACCCGUGAACACUGACACUAAUUGAGAGGUCUAUGAAAUAUAGAUGAUUUCAGUGUUGCCCCCCUCCACACUCUCCCUCUCCUUACUGCUGCACCUCACGUCCCCCGUCUACCUGCCUGAGUGAGUCAGAUCAAGAUUGCAUGCAGACGCUGUGUUGGCAUGCACAUGCCCCACUGCACACAAGGUAUAUCAGGGAUGGUCCAAUGGGCAUGAUCGGUCGGCCCAGUCGGUCAGUGAGAGUUAAUGUAUGUGUGUGAGUGGGUGGGACAGAGACAGCAGAGUGAACGUGCAGAAUUCUUAUUAUCAGUCAUCAAGUAAAUAGUCCAAAUGUGUGCAGAAUUUAAUGUUUGAGGUUUUGUUUGCCUUCAGCCUCCUUGAAAUCCUGAAGGGACAAAGACUGAAACACUUGAAAACAAAACUUCCUUUGACCAAAAUGUUAUAAAUCACAAUAAUAUUGGAUUGUUACUUAAGUAUCAUGUUAAAAUAUUAUCGUAAGCCCUGGUGAUUCCCAACCUUAUACUAUGUAGAUUACAACCCACGGACGUAAUUUGUGGAGGGGAAACAGGGGAAAUGUCCCCCACAAAAGCCUGUUUUGGUCCCCCGCAGUUUUUUUAGCGUCUGAGAACAAUGUUACUUUACGCCAUAGCAAACCGAUACACGUCAGGUACUAGGAUCAAAUGGCCGCUUAUGCUGAAAAUCGGUUUCCCUCGGUUUGGAUCACUCACAAUGGUCUUCGAUUGGCUCUGCCGCAGGGCCGCUUUUUGUGUGUGAUGGGCUAUCCCUGCUGUCAGUCAUUCCAAGCCCGCCAGACUAGUGUUUUGCAAGAUGCUCAUUUUCCCUCUGUAACGUCACAUUCUUUGGAGGUUUCAUUUACAUCAACCUUUGUAAUCAAAAUUUUGUCCAUGUUACAACCCCUGCAGAUUUAAGGAUGUUUUAAGGCCCAGGGUAAAGGAAGGAUACCGGGCUGUUCCCAAUUUUACAUAAAAAUAUUUCUUUUUAACUUUUAAACCUUCACUUCCUUUCAAUUCUUUUGUGUUUUUUUUUUAUUCUGUGCUUUUGUGUCUUUUUUUUUUUUGCCUCUUUUGCAUUCUGCAAAUUGAAGCUAUCACCGGUUAACUAACUUGAAUUGAAUUGAAUUUUGCUCACUUUAGAUAUUACAACUGACAUGACAUUGAUUUGUUAAACAUUUUAAAAUUACCAUUUAAAAGAAGGAAAUCAAUAGGCUACUUUUUUUUUGCCCUUGUUUGUGUACUUCUGCCACACACAUACACACACACACACACGAUCCUACACGCAUUUCACAGCUUUCGAGAAUUUCUGCACAAUGUUGCCUACCAUCAGCACUUUGCCUUGGCUGUCAGUCGUCCCCCUGCUCUCUCCAAUGGCUCACACUCAAGUGGGAAAUCAUGCCUCACUGCUAUGAAUGUGAGCGCAUGUUCUGUGUGUGUGUGUGUGUGUGUGUGUGUGUGUGUGUGUGUGUGUGUGUGUGUGUGUGUGCGUGCGUGUGUGUGUGUGUGUGUGUGUGUGUGCGCUCUCGUGUGCAGAUGCACUCAACUGUUAGGGUACACGUGUGUUUGUGCAUGAUCAGCUGAAAAGCCUGGCGUCAUUCUUAAACCGCAUGGAGCAACACUGUGGGGGAAUCGCAGAGAAGGAUCCCACUCUGUCUGGAAAAAAAGAUCUUUCAUUCAGUGGAAUUCAGGUGCUCAAUUUUGCCCUUUUCCACAUGAUAAGUGACAUACGCUGACAUAAGGGUCAGCCGUGCAGUCAUUUGAAGAGCUGUGGAAAGCCAUUCUGGCCCUCUCCAGUGUUGUUAAGCCCCUUUAAAUCUCAUUACCUACACCUCAUUGGUAUCUGUGAUGCAUUUUCCACCAAAUGUCACAUCAUAAUUUGUGAGAGUUCAAUUCAGCCAUACUUUCCUUUGCAGGUGAGUAUGUGGAAAUCAAUGAAAGCAGCUGCAGAAGAGAUUGA
This is a messenger RNA of Xyrichtys novacula (pearly razorfish), 8824 nucleotides long. The record is from the annotation of a GenBank genome assembly. Lineage: Eukaryota; Metazoa; Chordata; Actinopteri; Labriformes; Labridae.